AUGUCUGACCCUCCCUACGCGCUCUUCGUCCUCGACAAGAACAUCACCAACGAGUAUCUCGACUCCGUCCUUGAGCGCGCCCACCAUGGCGACGGUGGUGUGGACUGGAACUUCUGGGUCGCGACCGGUUCUUAUGAAGACCUACCCGCAUGCCCCGAAGUCCACAAGCCCUCUCCAGACACCGGCACCCAGCCCCCCGUCGCAUCCUCCUUCGUCUCGCCCUGGCUCGGCAAGACGCCCGAAGAUUGCGCAAAGUGGUUGCUGGCGAUGCCGCGCACCCAAGAUACGGAUGAGAAGAAGUUUAGGGUUGACACGCCUGUGAGCGACCUGUACUUUGUUUUCCUCAACGAAUUCUCCAAAAACGAAGAUCUCGUCUUCGUCGCGCGCGUUGUCGAGGAAGAUGGAAAAGAGAUGAGAGUUGAGUAUUUUCCGCAGUCGGCGGACAAAGUACAGAAACAGAUGUGGACGAUUUUGCAGUUCGACGAGAGAGCGAUCAACUACCAGCGCAGGCAGUUCAGCAACGGGGAGCCAGAUCGAAGUCAGUACAAAGCGCCCAAGGACUAG
Molecule: messenger RNA, 564 nt
Organism: Alternaria viburni
Lineage: Eukaryota; Fungi; Ascomycota; Dothideomycetes; Pleosporales; Pleosporaceae
Exons: 2
Coding region: 1-564 (187 amino acids)
Source: RefSeq, a predicted model, not a curated record